UCACUUCACUUCUCUGUAACAAAUCCUCCCUUCUCACUUAGUCUUAUUCAGGAUCACAAAGAAUCAAAAAAUGGACAUCAAAAUUCUACUGGAUUUAGUACCCCAGGAGAAUCUAAUUAAAUUUCUUCGUUGCAAGAAAACGGAGAUCUGCUCGUACGUGAACGAUCCUCACACGUUCCUCAAGAUUCUCAGAGACCACGAGCUGAUACCUGACGAUCACUACGAGAAGGUAAUGAAGAGGAAAGGUAAGCAGAGAAUGCAGGAAAGCCUGUAUGAGAUUUUGGACUGGCUGGCGAAUGAGCAAGGACAGAUGAUAAAGCAGUUCUGGAGUUGUGUGUUUCAGGAACACAUCCUGCAGAAAAAUCCUUUACUGCGUCAGCUCCAAACCAGCCUUCUGAAUGGGCCACAGGCCAGUGCAGAGACAGAUGAAUCCAGUGAAGCGGUAUUAAUUCCAUUAGAGCAGCUGAUUACUUUUUUUCGCCACAAGAAGACAGAGAUAUCAUCUCGGAUGGAAGACCCACAGCUUUUCUUCGACCAUCUCGAAGACCACGGUCUGAUAUCUGAGGAUCUUUACCAGAAGGUAAUAAAGAUGAAAAGUAUGGACAGAAGGCAGAAUGCUGUGUAUAUGGUUUUGAAAAGCCUGGAGAAGGAGCCAAAUAAAAUAAAGGAGUUUUGGAGUUGUGUGUUUAAGGAGCACAUCAUGCUGAAAUAUCCUUUUCUGCGGAAAAUACAAGACAGCCUUAACAGAUCUGUCUUCCUUAAUCAAAACCUGCCCUGGCCAGAGAAACCGACAGGAAAUGAGGGAAAGCAGGUAGAGCAAAAGAAAUGUGGAACAAAGAGAAAGAAGAGUGUUGAUGAGACAGAAGAGGAGGAUGCAGGUCCUUCUUCUGUGUCCAGCUCCAGCUGUGGAAUUCAUAUCAUUCCAGAUGAUUCCAGUAAAGACUCUGUUAGUAAUUUCAGUGAAGACUCUGAUGACCUCAGCGAGACAGAGGAUUUGUCUAAGUUUGAGGCUACAGAGUUACCUGUCAGCUGUGGUUCAGUCACUGGUGUUUUACAUAAAUGCAGAUUUAGAGGACCACACAGUAAGAGCAUCCGCACAGAGGAGCGAUGGUUCAGUCCUGAGGAGUUUGUAAAGCAAGGACCUCUGACUGAUGGAGACUGGAUGAAAAAUAUAUUGUGUCACGGCAAAACCCUUGGCUCCCUGAUGAAGUUCCUGGAUUUCCAUCCACUGGAAUGUCGCUGUCAUGUGUGCUGUCCUAAAAACCCAGAUAAAGAUGAUCUGUGCUUCAUUUGUAAUGAUGGAGAAAAGUUGGUGUUCUGUACCAAGUGUCCAAGAGCUUUCCAUCAUCUCUGUCACGUACCAACUGUGCAGGACAAAACAUUUGGGAUCAAUAGGAUGUGUACUUUCUGUGUGUUGAAGGCCAGAAAGGAACAGUGGGCUCACAUGAGCAAGGAACAAGCUUUGGCCAGUCAUUUUACCAGAAACAUCUUGCGCUGUGAGUAUUUGCUGAUGGUCUUAUAUAAAACGGAUACCAAGCAUGAGUUUCAUCACAAUCCCUCAGUAACUGAGGAGAGCGUCAGCAGUGUGAUUUCUAAACCCAGCUGGCUGAACAAAGUAAGGCGCAAGAUGGAGAAAAACAAGUACACAACAGUGAGGGAGUUUGUGAAGGACAUCAAUCUCAUCUUUGAAAACUACGAAGCCUUUCACGAUGACAAUGCUGACUCAAUGGGAGCCAAAAUGAAAAAGAUCUUUGAUGAGGAGUUUGACACCAUCUUUAAAAUCCAGUAGCCUUUUUUCCAUCACAAACUGCAUCUCAUUGGAAAAGAUGCAACAAAAAACAACUACAUUAUGUUGAUUUUUUUGCAUUGACAGAAUUCUCUUGUUAACUUCUUAAGCUGUAACAUUGAUAGCAUCUGAUUAUUUAAGUGAACUUAUCUUUUAUUAAUCUUUCUUGUUUAUUGUUGUUUAUUAUUAUUGCCAGUAUGUUAGAACUAAUUAAUGCAUUUGGGUUUAAAGGGUAUAUAUGAUUAUGACCUGUUCAGCUUUGUGACUUUUAACAUAUACAUUUUAUUUAAUCUUUACAUCUUCUUUCUUAUUGCUGUAUAUCAGCAUUGAUAAAUUUUACUUCCAGUUACUGCAUGAAUAUAUUCUUUGCAUAAUAAUGGCUUUUACUCUAUAAUACUACUACUACUAAUACUAUUACUAAUCAUAAUAAUAAUAAUAAUAAUAAUAAUAAUAAUAAUAAUAAUAAUAAUAAUAAUAAUAAUAAUAAUAUUACAUUCUCUGAUUUAAGAAGCUUUAAAGACAACCUGAAACCAGACCUGUUUGUUUGCGUGUGUUCUUAUAUUGUGCUUAAUUCAAUUAAAGUAAUAUUUUCUGUCCUUAACAAAAAUACUGUCUCUGUCACUGUGAUAGUCACAGACACACUGAAAACUAAUAAAUAA
Messenger RNA from Tachysurus vachellii, 2445 nucleotides. Its product is annotated as nuclear body protein SP140-like protein. Gene Ontology annotation, cellular component: nucleus. The coding region runs from base 71 to 1789 and encodes 572 amino acids. Gene Ontology annotation, biological process: regulation of transcription by RNA polymerase II. Gene Ontology annotation, molecular function: DNA-binding transcription factor activity, RNA polymerase II-specific; DNA binding; protein binding. The transcript has 14 exons. NCBI's taxonomy places the organism in Eukaryota, Metazoa, Chordata, Actinopteri, Siluriformes, Bagridae. The record is from RefSeq and is a predicted model, not a curated record.